UUUAUUGAGAUGGUAUAUUCAUUGACAUAAAAAAUUAUCAACAAAAUUUCUUUUUUUAUUUAAAUAACAUAAAUUGUUGAUUACCUAACAACCCCACCCAAUAUAACAACUUUCACUUCGUUUGAAUCCGGUCGACCGUUUUAAAACCAUUUAAUUCAUAAUGUAAAACACUAAGAAACACGCUAAAGAAACUAUUCUAUUCAAUUUCACGACAAUGAACUUGAUGUUUAAGAUAAUUAUAUUAAUUUCCUUAUUUUUAAUUGUUUCAUCAAAUCCAAUUAAUUUGGUGAAAGAUCUCGUUCAAUUUAACGUUUUCGGGCACCCUUUUCUACACAAAGACUCCAAGUGGGAUUUUGAUCCAGAAGCGGGACAUCGAAGAUCGAGACAAUACCAAGAAAUUAAUGGUUACCAUGGAGAAAAAGCCAUAGAAAGAUUGGGUUUGGGAAUAGACGGUUAUGAUUUAGAACGAUUAGAGAAGCAACGAGAAAGGGAUAAAGGACAAUUAGGUGGUGUUAACUACAUAACAAAAGAGUUUUUAUAAAUUAAUAUUGUAUAAUAUAAAAUAAGAAAUAAAUAAGUUUUUGUUUGAUCGAUAAA
Molecule: messenger RNA, 597 nt
Organism: Onthophagus taurus
Lineage: Eukaryota; Metazoa; Arthropoda; Insecta; Coleoptera; Scarabaeidae
Source: RefSeq, a predicted model, not a curated record